Cuscuta campestris is the source of this 2281-nucleotide messenger RNA. NCBI's taxonomy places the organism in Eukaryota, Viridiplantae, Streptophyta, Magnoliopsida, Solanales, Convolvulaceae. The record is from the annotation of a GenBank genome assembly.
GUGAAGAUCCCAAAUAUUAUAUAAAUACAGAACUCUAGGUAUGUGCUAUGUUGGUGGAUCAGAAAAGAUUCAAGGUCAUAGAUGAGUUUACUUUAUUAAUGGGUGGAUGAGUCUCCCCUAUCAAUAACAAUUAACAAGACUAGAAAAAGAUGGACUUUAUUGGUUCAGACAAGGGUUGAUCAGGUGUAAACUCUGGAUAUGCAUAUAGAAGUUAGGGACACUAGAGAUUUUAAAAAUGCCAAAGUAGAACUUUAAUUUUUAAUAGCAUAAGGGAGCAAUGCUUAAAAGGAGUAAUGAGCUUUAUUUUGAACAUCAAAUCAAAUAACAUGCUCCGAUUCUACAAAUGCCCGAGAGAAAGAUAUAAUCAUUAUGCAUGUACAAGCUCUAAUAACAAUAUUUCUCUAAGAAAAAUAUGCAUUAAGUUUCUCAUAUAAAAAAUCACUGGAGCACUAAAUUUUUCUACUCCUCACCUUGAGUAUUCUUCUGAACCUGCAUUGUUGGAUCAGUUUUUUUAAGAGAAAGCCUAUCUAGAUUUCAAGAAACCUAUGACUCAAUAAUCCAUUUGACUCCUUUUCAAUUCUCCACGCACCUGCAUCAAAAUAGAAUUUGGUCUGGAACAAUGGGUUUCAAUGUGCAGUUUCCAUCCACUAUUGUUAUUCUCUAAUUCAAUCAAAUAAUUUCUAUUACAAGAAACAACAUAUUAUAAAAUGAAAAAGCCUUAUAGAAAUAAAGUUCUCCUUUGAUUGUCUUCAAAUAAAUCGCAAUGUAUAAUCUAGUCAAAAAAGUGAAAAGAAGAUUAAAAGGGUGGUGUUUGAACUUUAUCUUCAAAAAAAUAUACAACCAGGGGAUACAUAUAUAGUGUGAUUUUCCAGAUUUCACUUCAUAACAAAACUAUGAAGUUUUAUCUCUAAUUCUACAAAGUAUUUUACAUACAACAAAAUCAAAGCUGAUAACCACUGAUGAACUAAUAAAGUUUUCCCAUAACACAAACUAAACUAUAUAUAGAGUGAUUUUCUAGAUUUCACUUCAUAACAAAACUUUGAAGUUUUAACUCUAAUUUUACAGAGUAUUUGACAUACAACAAAAUCAAAGCUAACCACUUAUGAGCUAAUAAAGUUUUCCCACAACACAAUUAAAACUAAACUAUAUAUCAUCCAUCUAAGUUACUAUGUAUAUAAGACUAACAACAAUUUAGAACCUAAAUCUGUAUACCAAUCCAAACAAAUUCAAAAUAAAAAUUAUCAAAAUCAAACUACUAAAUUGCUUUUAAGAUUAAUAGAAAAUAAUUUAAAUCCCUAAACUCAAAAUUAUAUUGAAUCCCUAAACUCAAAAAUCUAAAUCCACAUUCAAGACCUAAAAAAUCCGUUAACUUAAAAUUAAAAAGAAAUAAAAUCCCUCAAAAAAAUCAAAAUCAAGACAUAAAUGGAAAAACAAGACAAAAACGCCGCCUACCUCAACCAAGUGUUGUUCACUUUCUGUUCUUGUCGCCUAUUUUGGAGCGAUGCUCGUUGCUUCAGGAGUUGAGGACAGUGAGGCGACAAGAUGAGCUCGAAAGUGAGAGAAAGAGUCAUAAAAUUAAAGAGAUGAGGGAGUAAAUGAGGUUAAAAACCAAGCAUUGUUUAAAUAAAUAGUGAUAAUGAUAUCUGCUGGGAGAAGUGCUUGACAAAAACAUCUUGGAUAAACCUAUAUGUAACCCAUGUUUUAUACCCCACUUUGUAUCCCGCAGUUUCAAUCUUUCCACAAUUCAAAUCAUGUCGGAGAUGGAAAUUGUCCCUCUUGAAAACGUUAACCCCCAACUCAUCCUAAAUGCCUACACACAUGCCAACGUCAUUAAGGGACGUGUUCUCAAGCGUGAGGACAUCCCGGAUGCCGUUCUUGCUCUAGUCGACGAGCAAGGUUGGACCAAUUUUCUCGAACUCGAAGCCCCGGUCUACCCGGACUUGGUAUUCAACUUCUAUGACUCUCUUAAGUAUGCCCGAAAAUCAAACGUCAUCAUGUCCAAAGUUGCGGGUGUUGGUGUUAGCAUCUCCGUUCAACACCUCGCCGAUUGGUUCCGUCUCCCUCUUGAAGGUCUAACAACCUAUACCAAGAAGGAAUGGAUGGCCGAAUUCGACUCCUUCUCCGUUGAAGAGUGCCUCACGUUUCUAACCCCCAAUCCAGAAGCUGGGCAUACACCCUUACACCGUCCGGAAGUCUAAUGCCUAAGAGCAAAUAUUAUCAUUCUUCUAAAAAUCAUUCGAGAAAACUAAUUUCCCAUCGUCAAUAAAGACAAACUUGUUGG